Molecule: messenger RNA, 1542 nt
Organism: Meyerozyma guilliermondii ATCC 6260
Lineage: Eukaryota; Fungi; Ascomycota; Pichiomycetes; Serinales; Debaryomycetaceae
Gene: HNM4
Product: Hnm4p
Exons: 1
Coding region: 1-1542 (513 amino acids)
Biological process (GO): transmembrane transport
Cellular component (GO): membrane
Molecular function (GO): transmembrane transporter activity
Source: RefSeq, a predicted model, not a curated record
AUGUCAGACAAAUCUCCCUUCACCGUGGAACAAACUUCCAUCACCUCUGAAGAUGGACAUUUGGUCAAAAGAUUCGGCCUUUGGACAGCUUGUGGUCUUCAAUUUUCGUUGAUCUGCUCAGCUUUGGCCAUUGGUACAUUUCUCUCCACCGUAGUGGGAGUUGGAGGACUGCCUGUGUUCAUCUAUGGGUUCAUAUUGGCGGUUUUUUUUGACUUGAUAGUCUGCUAUUCGUUGGCAGAAAUUGCAGCCGCUUACCCUCACUCUUCAGCCCAGGUCCAUUGGACUUACUGUCUUGCUCCCGACCAUGCCAAGUCAAUUUUGAGCUUUUUUGUCGGGGUUUUAUCCUGUGCUGGAUGGAUAUUUGCUUGUGUAAGUUCCACCUAUAUUGCAGCACUGUUCAUCUUGUCACUUGCAAUCAUGUACCAUCCGGAAUUUGUUGCUGAAAAAUGGCACUUUUAUCUCAUUUACAUGGCGGUGUAUCUCCUGGGACACCUCAUAAAUGCCUAUGGAGUUCGGUGCUUAACGUGGUUAACCAAUGGUCUUGUGGGAGUGAUAAAUAUUGGUACGCUUUUCAUUCUUAUUGCCUUGCUUGUCAAGGCUCAUCCGAAAAGAUCUGCCACUUAUGUCUUCAAAGAACUCUCCAAUGAAACCGGAUGGAGCUCCAAUGGACUAGUUUUCUUUUUGGGGUUGCUUCCUAGUAUUGCUUCAAUUACCUUUUACGACUGUGCUGCUCAUAUGACCGACGAAAUUAUUCAGCCCGAAAAAAAUGUGCCUUUGGUGAUGGUUAUCUCCAAUACUGUGUCGGCAUUGGUAGCUUUCCUCGCAGCCAUCGUCUACAUGUUCUGUAUUGUCAACGAGAAAAAUAUGGAAGCACCCAUGGGUGGACUUCCCAUUGUGCAAUUGAUGUACGAUGCAUUCAAUUCCAACGCCUUAACCACCAUCGGAAUCUUGUUUUUGAUUUUGACAUUUGUGGGUUCCACCUACCUUUAUUACUGCUCCACCUCUCGAUUAAUAUGGGCAUUUGCAAAAUCCAACGGACUUCCUUUUGGCCAAAGUUUCUUUGGAAAAGUGUCCCCAACGUUCCAGUCUCCCAUAAACGCCCUUUAUUUCACCACCAUAAUUGGUUUAAUAAUCGGAACCAUCAUCCUCGGCUCCAGUACCGCUUUAAAUGCGGUGUUGGGUUCCGCAAUGAUUUGCAUCAAUUUGUCGUACAUUUUCCCCAUUGCCUGUCUUAUGUUCAAAUCCAGCUUCUCGCUGUCUCCCAGAGUCAGAUUUCCAGCCCUGGAAGUGGUUUGUGUGGAAAACAAAGACUUGCCAUAUUUUUCACUCGGUCGCUUCGGACUUCCUAUGAACAUUGCCUCGGUUAUUUGGGCGUGUUUCAUCAUGGUUUGGCUCAAUUUCCCCCUCUAUAACCCAGUCACAACUUCCAAUAUGAAUUAUGCUUGCGCAGUUCUCGGAACUACCUUCCUUGUUGGCAUAGGAUUGUGGUUUGGAUACAGCCGGAACCACUUUAAACACGAUGUUAACCUCAAACACAUAUAG